This is a messenger RNA of Vitis riparia (riverbank grape), 642 nucleotides long. RefSeq names its product xyloglucan endotransglucosylase/hydrolase protein 19-like. NCBI's taxonomy places the organism in Eukaryota, Viridiplantae, Streptophyta, Magnoliopsida, Vitales, Vitaceae. The record is from RefSeq and is a predicted model, not a curated record. Gene Ontology annotation, molecular function: hydrolase activity, hydrolyzing O-glycosyl compounds. Bases 1 to 642 code for a protein of 213 amino acids. The transcript has a single exon. Gene Ontology annotation, biological process: carbohydrate metabolic process.
AUGGCGGAUCCUUCUCUCCACCACGAGGCCCAACCCCUAAAGUUCAUUGCCGUCGACUACUGUCCCGAAUCAUGCACCCAUUCCCCGGAAUCCUCCACCAUCACCCUCACCUUUGACCACCGCGGCGGCUCGCGGUGGCGCUCCACCACCCGUUUCCAAUACGGCACCUUUAGCUCCCUCAUCCAGUGCCCCAAAGGCAACACCAGCGGCCUCAACUUCAACAUCUAUCUGUCCUCUCUCGAAGGCGACAAGUCCCAAGACGAAAUUGACUUCGAAUUCUUGGGCAAAGACAAGCGAAUCGUGCAGACAAAUUACUACACUGCGGGGACUGGAAACAGAGAAGCUAUACACGAUCUGGGUUUCGACUGUUCUGAUGGGUUUCACGAGUAUGUCAUCAAGUGGGGUCCAGAUUUGAUCCAAUGGUUGAUUGAUGGGAAAGUAAUUAGGUCGGUGGUGAGCGCUGAUGGAGAAGGGUUUCCACGGAAACCCAUGUUUCUGUAUGCCUCAGUUUGGGAUGCUAGCUACAUUGAUGAAGGGAGGUGGACUGGGCCUUAUGUGGGGUGUGAUGCACCCUAUAUUUGCCUCUACAAGAAUGUAAAUGUACCAGUUGGAACUGCUGUGGAGGAAGCUGGCGAUUUGUGA